AGUGUGACUAAUGAUUGUCUAUUUGCAAUUUUGUGCAGAGGCCACAAAAACAUGGCCUUCUUGAACAUGGGCUUCAUGAUGUUUUAUUUGACUUGGCUUCUUGAUAACGUUCUUUCACACAUACAGAAUGUUUAUUUAUUUUAUUGACGUAAAUGCUGAGUUCAUUACUAUUCACCAAGUCUUUUCUCCUCUACCUCUCUCCAUGUUGUGUCUUCCUUAUUCAAGAUUCUGAUUUACUCAUUCUCUUUUGACAUUACCAAAAUCAAGAAAAGAAAAGAUUAUUCCUAAGUCGUACCCACGUUCCCAUUUGCCCACAUUUCAUGGGUAUAGUAUUACAGAUUUACCAUUCCUCAUGUUCCAAGAUUCCCACCUCUAAUUCAGAAAACCCCCCACCAUUUCUGGGUUAACAGGUAAGUCUAGUUUUUGAACUACUAACAUUGCAUUCAAUUUGAAAGAUCUUGGUCUGUCAAAGUUUUCUUCAACUGUUGGUGCAUUCUCAUUUUCUCUUUGGAAUCUGUUGAUUUGGGUUGUUAACAGUUUUGAUUUUAGGGUUUAAUUAGGACUAGUUUUGACUUGAAAGGCUCAUUCUUGACCAAUAUUAUAUUGCCACUUCAAUUUGAGGCUUUCAUAUAGACGGUAGUAGUAAGGAUUUAGUUUUUGGGAAGAAGGGGUUUGCAUUCUUGGAUCAAAGGCUGGAAUUUUGGCUAUUUGUGUGCAAAUAAGGUGUUUUGACAAUGCCAAUGUGGAAUUUGGAUGUUUACUGUAUUAUUCUUGAUCAGAAUUGAGACAAACAUCAGAAUUGAAACCUCUACUGAAAAUGGCUUCUCCAGAUUCUUCCCCUUCUCUUGUUCCACUUCCAGAUCUUCCUGGAGCUCCACCUUCAAAUUCUAGCUCUAAUACACCUCCUUCUCCACCUGAUUCUUCAGCUCCACCUACUGACUCCCCUUCUCCACCAGCUCCUGCUUCUCCUCCUCCAUCAGAAUCAAAAUCACCGCCUCCAGCAGAAUCUCCUCCACCUCCAGUAGAAUCUACUCCACCUCCUUCACCACCUCCUCCGCCUAUAGCAGCGGCGCCACCACCUAAAGUAUCUCCACCACCAAAGGCGUCACCGUCACCACCACCACCUUCCCCUAAGGCUCCUCCACCUGCCAAUGCACCACCUUCCCCUAAGGCUCCUCCACCUGCCAAUGCACCACCUCCAGCUUCAUCUCCGCCCCCACCAUCCGUAGAUUCUCCUCCUCCUGCCCCUCCUGUUUCCCCACCCCCUACCCCUCCAGCAGUUUCACCUUCUCCUCCACCACCACCACCACCAGUGAAACUUCCAUCACCACCCCCUGCUCCUCCACCGAAAAACUCCCCUCCACCUAUUGCAUCAACACCGCCUCCAGCCUCAUUGCCAUCUGCUCCUCCACCAGUCCCCUUAACAUCUCCACCCCCUUCUAUUUCCCCUCCUGCUCCAGCUCCCGCUAAUAAUAAUAAUACAUUUCUACCUGGAGCUCCCCCUCCAUUACCUGUGCCUAGCCCUCCUACAGAAAAGCCCACUGCUAAAGCAACCACCCCGAACACUGCUAUCAAUGCAGAUUCAAGUUCUAGAAAUGGUGGCGGGGGAAAUAAGACGGGAGGUGUGGUGGCAAUUGGUGUUGUUGCUGGGUUUUUGGCUCUUAGCUUGGUGAUUCUUGCUGUGUGGUUUACACGGCGGCGAAAGAAAAGAGAGAGUGCAUUUAAUCUCAAUUACAUGGCACCCUCUCCAUUUUCUUCCUCACCAAAUUCAGAUACAUCAUUCCUGAGAUCAAGGUCCCAACAUUCUACUUAUCUAGCUGCAACCGGCUCGCAAAGCAAUUUUAUGUACUCUCCAGACCAUGGCGGUAUUGGAAAUUCAAGAUCAUGGUUCACAUAUGAAGAAUUAUCUGAGGCAACGAAUGGUUUUUCUUCUGACAGUGUUUUGGGUGAAGGUGGGUUCGGAUGUGUUUACAAAGGUGUUCUUAGUGAUGGAAGAGAAGUCGCUGUCAAACAGCUGAAAAGUGGAAGUGGACAAGGGGAACGUGAGUUCAGAGCAGAAGUUGAGAUUAUCAGCCGUGUACACCAUCGUCAUUUGGUUUCACUUGUUGGUUACUGUAUCUCAGAGCAGCAAAGGCUACUUGUCUACGACUAUGUGCCAAACGACACGCUUGACUAUCACCUUCAUGGUGAAGGCAGGCCAGUUAUGGAUUGGGCUACCCGAGUAAAAGUAGCUGCUGGUGCAGCACGUGGACUUGCUUAUCUGCACGAAGACUGUCAUCCCCGCAUUAUCCAUAGGGAUAUCAAAACAUCAAACAUUCUCUUGGAUAUCAAUUUUGAGGCACAGGUUGCAGAUUUUGGGCUUGCAAGGUUAGCAGGUGAUGCCAAUAAUACACACGUGACAACUCGUGUGAUGGGAACCUUUGGAUACUUGGCACCGGAGUAUGCAUCUAGUGGAAAAUUAACAGAGAAGUCUGAUGUUUAUUCAUACGGCGUUGUGCUUUUGGAGCUUAUUACGGGGCGGAAGCCUGUUGACCAAUCUCAGCCCUUAGGUGAUGAAAGCCUGGUUGAAUGGGCUCGUCCUUUGCUUGCUCAAGCACUUGAGACUGAAAAUUUUGAUGAUAUAGUAGAUUCUAGGCUUGAAAAGAACUAUGUUGCGAGUGAGAUGUUCCGGAUGAUUGAAGCAGCUGCAGCUUGCGUGCGUCAUUCAGCCUCUAAGAGGCCUAAGAUGAGUCAGGUGGUUAGAGCUCUAGAUUCCAUGGAUGAGCUGUCAGAUCUGUCCAAUGGAAUGAAACCUGGGCAAAGUGGAAUUUUUGAUUCAAGAGAACAAUCUGCACAGAUAAGAAUGUUUCAAAAGAUGGCCUUUGGAAGUCAAGAAUACAGUUCAGAUUUCUUCAAUUACUCCCAAGGCAGCAGCUAUAAGAGUUGAGUUCUCAAUUGGGUUAUCAUCAAAAGUCGCCAUUGUGUUCCCACUUGGUGCAAAAUCAUAGCAAUUCGCACCGACGAGUUGUUUCUCACAAUCUUCGAAUGAAUUUCCCACUGGGAGAUUGACCUGUAAAUCACUGUGCUAUUCUUUUUUCGGCUAGCGUGGAAAUCUGCAUUCUUUUUUACUCAGUUUUGUUGUUUUUAUUAGAUUACGAGGCAAACAAAUGGUUUUGUAGCAUUCUGAAAUUCAACAUUCUAUUCAUACAAUGUAGAUAUAUUAAUCGAGGGUCGUUUGACUUAAAA
This is a messenger RNA of Lycium barbarum (goji berry), 3225 nucleotides long. RefSeq names its product proline-rich receptor-like protein kinase PERK8. NCBI's taxonomy places the organism in Eukaryota, Viridiplantae, Streptophyta, Magnoliopsida, Solanales, Solanaceae. Bases 818 to 2926 code for a protein of 702 amino acids. Gene Ontology annotation, molecular function: protein kinase activity; ATP binding. The transcript has 8 exons. The record is from RefSeq and is a predicted model, not a curated record. Gene Ontology annotation, biological process: protein phosphorylation.